Messenger RNA from Lycium barbarum (goji berry), 1940 nucleotides. RefSeq names its product probable rhamnogalacturonate lyase B. Gene Ontology annotation, biological process: carbohydrate metabolic process. NCBI's taxonomy places the organism in Eukaryota, Viridiplantae, Streptophyta, Magnoliopsida, Solanales, Solanaceae. The coding region runs from base 196 to 1749 and encodes 517 amino acids. The record is from RefSeq and is a predicted model, not a curated record. The transcript is spliced from 12 exons. Gene Ontology annotation, molecular function: catalytic activity; carbohydrate binding.
UACCCAUUAGUUUCUUAGUCUCCCUAAUUGAGUGGGGCCAAUCAGUUUUUCAACCAUAUCUCCCUAAAAACCAUACGUGCGGGUCUCUCCAUAUGAGGUUCACGCCAUUCGCUGUGGCCCAGCUCACAUUCAUUUGCAAAUCCUGUAGUUAAAUUGAGACAGCUCAACCUCAGAACUGUCGCGUGAAGGUAUGUAAUGCUACCCGACGAACCAGGAUUUUAUACUUAUGCUAUUGUUGAACAUCCAGCCCAAUUCCCAGCUACAACUAUCAAUCAGCUCAACGUUGUAUUCAAGCUUCAAGAAGACAAGUUUCACUACAUGGCUGUCUCGGAUGAGAGGCAACGUGUGAUGCCAACAGCAAUGGAUAGAGAGAAAGGCAAGGUGCUUGACUACAAAGAAGCUGUUCUAUUGACAAAUCCUAGCAAUCCAAGUCUAAAAGGAGAGGUGGAUGACAAGUACUUCUAUGCAAGUGAUAACAAAGAUGAUAAAGUUCAUGGGUGGGUUAGUACUAAUCCUCCAUUAGGAUUUUGGAUGAUUAAUCCAAGCAAUGAAUUUCGUACUGGAGGACCUUUUAAACAAGAUCUUACUUCACAUGUUGCUUCAACUGUACUUAGUAUGUUUGUGAGUACACAUUAUGCUGGAGAGGAUUUAGCAAUUAAAUUUCGACAUGGAGAAACAUGGAAAAAGGUCUUUGGCCCUGUGUUUAUGUAUCUUAACUCAAAUGCUGCAGCUAAGGCAAAUCCUUCCAUACUGUGGAAUGAUGCAAAGAAAAGGGCGAAUCAAGAAGUUGCAAGUUGGCCUUAUAAAUUUCCACUUUCAAAAGACUACGUCAAAUCUAAUCAAAGAGGAAUAGUUACAGGCCAACUAUUUGUUAAUGAUGGGUUGAAAAAAAAUGUACCGGCAUCCAAUGCAUACAUAGGAUUAGCGCCACCUGGAGCUGCUGGAUCCUGGCAAAGAGAAAACAAAGGUUACCAAUUUUGGACUAAAACAGAUCCUCAUGGAAACUUCAUCAUAAAAAAUGUCAUAUAUGGUACAUAUAACCUGUAUGCAACAGUCCCCGGAUUUAUUGGAGAUUACAGAUACGCUUCAAAUAUAAAAGUUACUCCAGGUUCUAAUAUUAAAUUAGGGGCUUUAGUUUAUAAAACUCCAAGAAAAGGGGCUACACUUUGGGAAAUUGGUGUACCAGAUCGCACUGCUGCUGAAUUUUUUAUUCCAAAUCCACCUCGUCAAUAUAAAGUUCACAAAUACAAAAGCGAAACUGAAUCAAAAUUUAAACAGUAUGGUUUAUGGGAGCAAUAUGGCGUUUUAUAUCCUGAAAAGGAUCUUGUCUAUAAUGUUGCGACUAGCAAGUAUUCAAAAGAUUGGUUUUUUGCACAAGUUACAAGGAAUAUAGGAAAAAACAAAUAUGAAGCUACCACAUGGAGUAUUAUAUUUAACCUUGGAAACGUUAACAGGGCCUCACAUUACACUCUCCAAUUGGCUAUUGCAGGAGCUCAUCAAGCUAACCUACGUGUUCAUGUCAACAAUCCAAAUCCACGAGCAGUACCCCUUUUUUCAACAGGAUAUAUAGGGGACAGUAAUGCAAUUGCAAGACAUGGAAUUCAUGGAUUAUAUUGGCUCUUCAGCAUCGGAGUACCAGGCAAUUUGCUUGUCAAAGGAACAAACACAAUUUUUCUUACUCAAAGUUUGGCAAACUCUCCAUUUAAUUGUAUCUUAUAUGAUUAUCUUCGUUUAGAAGGACCUCAUUAGCGAUAAAACGACCAUUCUAUAGUUGUUCAUUUUCUAGUUUUAGUUUACACAUUGUUUUUAGUGGUGAAAAGCGCAAAAAAACAUCAAGUCAUGUGGAGUUUGAAGUGAAAACCAAGUUGUACUUUUUUUUUUUUUUUUGAAAUGUGCGGAGAACAUUAAUAGAUUAUGAAGUUUUGAGUAAAUUAUGUUUU